Molecule: messenger RNA, 1962 nt
Organism: Aplosporella prunicola CBS 121167
Lineage: Eukaryota; Fungi; Ascomycota; Dothideomycetes; Botryosphaeriales; Aplosporellaceae
Exons: 1
Coding region: 1-1962 (653 amino acids)
Source: RefSeq, a predicted model, not a curated record
AUGCUCUGCGCUAUGUGCGUAUCAGUUUUCAGAAAUCCGGACCGGAAAGGUCCUCACCAUGCCAGACUGGAACAUGUAGAAAGAGCUGCAAGUGCUGGUUGCAAGAUCUGUUCUAUUCUCCAAAAUAAAAUAGUUGCUUUCACCAAAGAGCAUCCGGACCACAAUACACUUGCGCCAUGCCUACGGUACAUCAAGUUCAAAAGAUUGAUUCGAUUCGAUAUACUAUGGGCCAAUUUCAACAAAAAAUCUCUGCAAUUUCUUAACAUAGAACCAUCCAGGACUGUCUCAUUACCAGAAUGCUACGACAGUUUUUUAGCAUUGGCCAAUGAUGAUUUGGCUACAGAACCCUGGCGCGUCAGAAGAGACGGCUUCUACAGUCACUUUCCACCCAAUACUGGACACCUCAAAGUUGCCGAACAGGCUUCUGCGUGGCUGCAAAAUUGCAUUGGUUAUCAUGAAAGCUGCGAAACAUGUGAUCCAACACGAGAUACUACCUGGUAUCCUAAGAGGCUCAUAAAUGUCACUACUCCUCGGAAGCCUCGGUUGUCAUUGACUACUUUCGAGAAACCCAAUGGAAGAUACGCUACCUUAAGCCACUGCUGGGGACCAAAUCCUCAAUUUAUGGUCCUCUCAAGUGACAACGAGGAGAGACUAAGACAUCAACUACCAAUCAACAAACUACCAAGGGCAUUUCAAGACGCUAUCAUAACUACAGAGAGGCUCGGCAUUCCUUAUCUCUGGAUCGAUAGCCUUUGCAUACUUCAAAAAGGAGAUGGAAGUGAAGAAGACUGGAGAGAACAUACUGUUGCCAUGCGCCAAGUUUACCUUAAUUGUGUGUUGAACAUUGCCGUAGACCACGGAAAAGAUCCUCAUUGUGGAGCAUUUCAAGAAAGAGAUACAUUGGCCCUCCAAAAGUGCAACGUCUUGGGAUACGUAUAUGGGUCUGACGAAGGAAUAUGGUCUGUUUUUCACAACGAAAAGGAUUCCUUUUAUGUUUCCAUGGAAUCACCGCUUUCCUGUCGAGCUUGGGCAGUACAAGAGCGAUUGCUCUCCCCCCGGAUACUCCAUUUCGGUUCGGCCCAAAUUUCUUGGGAGUGCAACGAGGAAGAGUUCCUUUUAGAAUCCCUUCCAGAGGCACAUGAGAAUCCUGUUACAAGUCCCCACCGUAUAUGGCCGUUCUCAAUCCCAAUGACACAGGAGAGCACAUCUUCGAAUCAAAUACAAGGACAUUCUCUCACAACCCUGCGGUCAGCAUGGUGGACUAUUGUCGAGGUUUAUGCAAAGGGAGGCCUCACAAAACCUCACAAAGACAAAUUUGUGGCGUUAGCUGGCAUCGCAGAACGCUUUGCUUCUCUCUAUGGCCACGAUUACCUCGCUGGGAUUUUCCGCUGCGAUUUCCCAGUAUGCCUUCUUUGGAACACACUUCCAGGGAGCUCCAGACCAACAGAAGAUGGAUACAGGGCACCGACAUGGAGCUGGGCUAGCGUUGAUGGCCCGAUCUGUAUGGAGAGCGAUUUGUACAAAGACGCUUUGUCCCCGGAGACGGCAAAAGAGCUCACAACUGUCAAAGACAUUCAGGUUGUCCAUCUCCACCAAAACAAUAUAUACGGCCAACUGAAAAGUGCAAGCAUUCACUUAUGCGGCUUGUUGUUCUGUUUUUCGACACCUUUGCCCCAAUCAGUAAACCAGUACUCAGAGAUGGAAGGAUUUAUCCAUUCUAUAAAUGAGCCCCGUUUUAUGUACAAAUUGGGAUUCAGGCUGGAUGAUGAGAAUGACUUUUUUCAUCCGGAAUCACUGUUUGCUUUUCCUGUACUGCAGCAUUUAGAAAGCAAAACGAUAGACGGGCUGAUACUAAAGCCAACGAAUGUUCCAAAGGUUUAUAAAAGGUUAGGUUUGUUUAAGGAGGGAUACUUGGGGGAUCUACUGGAGGGCCAUCCGCGUCAAGAGCUUACUAUUGUUUAA